Messenger RNA from Colletotrichum destructivum, 315 nucleotides. RefSeq lists its product as uncharacterized. Lineage: Eukaryota; Fungi; Ascomycota; Sordariomycetes; Glomerellales; Glomerellaceae. Bases 1 to 315 code for a protein of 104 amino acids. The record is from RefSeq and is a predicted model, not a curated record. The transcript has a single exon.
AUGACGUCGUCAAAAUACCUGCGCCUGCAGCCAGCUGAUUUUUUGCACUAUUUCAUUUUUCUUCACGUCUCCCAAUGUCCAUCUGUUUUCGUCCAUGGUCUCUCUUCGGCCCUUCUCUCUCCUCAUACCCCUAACGUCUCCAGCCAAGCCCCAGAUAUUCUCCAGAAAACUCCAGUCUUUCUACCCCUUUGCUGUCUGUCGGUCGCCGUCCGAGGCACUUUGCAGCCUGCUCCAGAGACUUCCACGCAAUCCACACAACCAUCUUCCCCUCGGGGCACCCGGAUUUUGUUCUGCUCUGGUCUUGUUCUUAUCUAG